GAAAGGCAAGCAGCGGCAGAGGGAGGGCGUUUGCUCUCACUGAGCAGCACAGCUCGGCUGCUGCAGUCAGGGCAUCAAUUUUGUAUAGGCGUUGAGUGCAGCGCCAGUGCGUUCGCUAGCAUCAGAGCUGAGGCUUCGGCUUCCCCUCUCUCUACCAGCCUCUUUACUCGCGUCUCGCUCGGACACGGAGUGAUGGGGGGCGAUACGAGCUGUCUCUAUAGGCAUGUCCGAUUCUAGCGCAGCACUGCUCAGCUGCAAGAGUUCAGCUGAUUCCUACACUAGUAGACCAUCGGAUUCCGACCUGUCCCUGGAGGAGGACAAGGAGGCGUCUCGGCGUGAGGCCGAGCGCCAGGCCCACCUCCAGCUUGAGAGAGCCAAGACCAAACCUGUGGCAUUUGCAGUGAGAACCAAUGUCAGCUACUGUGGGGCUCUUGAUGAAGACUGUCCGGUUCAGGGUACUGCCAUCAACUUUGAAACCAAAGAUUUUCUACAUAUAAAAGAGAAGUAUAAUAAUGACUGGUGGAUCGGGAGGCUGGUGAAGGAGGGGGCAGAUAUUGCCUUCAUCCCCAGCCCUGUUAAACUGGAGGCCAUGCGGAUCAAACAGGAACAGAAAGCAGCUCAGAGGAAAAUGGGAGGGAAUGCUUCAUCUGGGGGCUGGAGGUCUACUCCUCCUUCUGCAGCCAAACAGAAGCAGAAGCAGACUGAGCACGUUCCACCCUAUGAUGUGGUUCCAUCCAUGAGGCCUGUUGUUCUGGUUGGCCCCUCACUGAAAGGCUAUGAGGUGACUGAUAUGAUGCAGAAAGCCUUGUUUGACUUCCUGAAACACAGGUUUGAUGGGAGGAUUUCUAUCACACGGGUGACUGCAGAUCUGUCUCUGGCUAAAAGGUCUGUUAUCAAUAAGAAAGCUAUCAUGGAGAGGUCGAACACUCGCUCCAGUCUGGCGGAGGUGCAGAGUGAGAUUGAGAGAAUAUUUGAGCUGGCUAAAAGUCUGCAGUUGGUGAUCUUGGAUGCUGAUACUAUCAACCAUCCCGCACAGCUUCUCAAGACCUCUCUCGCUCCCAUCAUUGUCUAUGUGAAAGUGUCCUCUCCAAAGGUUCUUCAAAGACUCAUUAAGUCCAGAGGGAAAUCUCAAAGCAAACAUCUCAACGUGCAAUUGAUGGCUGGAGAUAAACUAGCACAGUGCCCACCAGAAAUGUUUGAUGUUAUACUGGAUGAGAAUCAGUUAGAGGAUGCCUGCGAACACCUGGCCGAAUAUUUAGAUAUAUACUGGCGUGCCACUCACCUGCCAGGCGCCGCCCCCCUGAACCCUCUACUGGAGCAAAAUGUAGUUACACCCCCCUCAGCUAACUCUAGCCAACAGUUCUCAGAGACGCAGGAGCUAAUUGAAUGAGUACUACCACAAAUAAGCAGUGACACAGAACAUUCCAGAAAGACCCCCAGAAUAUUCCUCAAAGGCCAGCCACUCACUGCCCCAGAAUGAGAUGGGGCUCACAGCAACUGCCCCCCCCCCCCCCCCCCC
Messenger RNA from Rhinichthys klamathensis goyatoka, 1519 nucleotides. It is a transcript of the gene cacnb3b, whose product is annotated as calcium channel, voltage-dependent, beta 3b. The transcript is spliced from 14 exons. Bases 224 to 1390 code for a protein of 388 amino acids. Gene Ontology annotation, cellular component: voltage-gated calcium channel complex. Gene Ontology annotation, biological process: neuromuscular junction development; regulation of voltage-gated calcium channel activity; chemical synaptic transmission. The record is from RefSeq and is a predicted model, not a curated record. Gene Ontology annotation, molecular function: high voltage-gated calcium channel activity; protein binding. Lineage: Eukaryota; Metazoa; Chordata; Actinopteri; Cypriniformes; Leuciscidae.